Molecule: messenger RNA, 984 nt
Organism: Nerophis lumbriciformis (worm pipefish)
Lineage: Eukaryota; Metazoa; Chordata; Actinopteri; Syngnathiformes; Syngnathidae
Gene: dtymk
Product: deoxythymidylate kinase (thymidylate kinase)
Biological process (GO): dTDP biosynthetic process; dUDP biosynthetic process; dTTP biosynthetic process
Cellular component (GO): cytoplasm; nucleus; mitochondrion
Molecular function (GO): dTMP kinase activity; nucleoside diphosphate kinase activity; ATP binding
Source: RefSeq, a predicted model, not a curated record
GGUGGCGCUAACAAGGUUGCUUGCCAACUGCCAUAAAGGAAGAAGAAGAAGAAGAAGAAGAGAACAUGUCGCUUGCCAACCGCCAUUAAGUCAAAGGAAGAAGAAGAAGAGGAAAAAGAAGAAGAAAAGGAAGAAGAGGAGAAAGAAGAAGAAAAGGAAGAAGAGGAGAAAGAUGGCGUGUAAACGAGGUGCUCUCAUCGUGCUGGAGGGGGUGGACAAAGCAGGGAAAAGUACGCAGUGCAAGAAGCUGGUGGAGGCGCUGCAGCAGAGCGGACACGCCGCGGAAAUGAUGAGGUUUCCGGACAGAACCACGACAAUCGGGAAGCUGAUCAGUGCUUACCUGGAGAAGAAAAGUGACCUGGAGGACCACACGGUGCACCUGCUCUUCUCCGCCAACCGCUGGGAAAUGGUGUACGUUGGAGUACAUGUAGAGAAUCCAUGCGCAGCACAAAGUAGUCCUAUUAAAAACAAAAAGCUGCACUUGUCUCCACACUGCAGGCCUCACAUGAAGAGCAGGCUGGAGCAAGGCACCACCCUGGUGGUGGACCGCUACGCCUUCUCCGGCGCGGCGUUCACCAGCGCCAAGCCCGGCUUCAGCCUGGACUGGUGCACCCGGCCGGACGUGGGGCUCCCCAAGCCGGACCUGGUGGUGUUCCUGCAGCUCAGCCCGGCCCAGGCGGCGCUGCGGGGCCAGUUCGGCGAGGAGCGCUACGAGACCGGCGUCUUCCAGAGAGCGGUGCAGCAGAGGUUCGAGGAGCUGAUGAAGGACUCUUCCGUCAACUGGAAGGUCGUGGACGCGUCGCAGAGCGUGGAGGACGUGCACGAUGACAUCACGGCGCUGAGUCUCCACGUCCUCAAAGUGGCUCAGGAGCAGCGCCUGGAAGAGCUUUGGAAGUGAGCGUCCACAACUUUUGUCUUUUGUCCUGUACACAAUGUCCACUUUUUAACUACACAAACAUUAAAGCACCACAUGUGACACACGUC